GUUUGCGUAGGACGUUCGUUAGACGUUCGAGAAUGUUGCCGUGUAGUGCUCUUUCGGGCUGUUAUCUUGUUCAUCACCUGAUUUCUGGUUAAGGUGCCACCUGUCGAUUUUCGAGCUGUUCGCCUGUUAUUAUCCAUAAUCAAAUGCCUACAACAUGCGAAUUUAAAAAAGGAACGAGAUUGACCAAGGAAGAGGCAAUGCAUCAAAUUUGUAUGGGACUUUACCGACGUUGAAGAAUGUUAUUUUUUGCGUCUUGUGAUUGGUAGUGAAUGCCGUCCAAUGAAAGUCGGUUGUGUAGUGGAUUUUCGAUGAUUAAACAACAGCACAAUUAGCCCUGUUCACAUUCACAAGAAAAUAGCGAUCUUUCUGCGAUGCUCGCUAGCGGCGCUGCUUGUGACAAAAAAGAACAUUAUUGUCAAUUUAUGCAAUGAUUCGUUCUAUCGUAGAGGUGUACGAAACGCCACUGAUCCACUUUUUAACAGACAAAUUCUGUUAUCUGGUUCACCAUUUAUUUGGGGAAAUUUACAAAGAACCUGCAACGCCAUCAGGGAAAGAGUUAUACAGAAUGUUAAAGUCGGAUCAACCCAAAAUUGGUAGAUCAAAGAGAGCCAAAGGAUUGGGGCGAUGGAAUGAAGACAAAGACAAGAUGUUAAAAAAGUGGAACAAAAUUUUCAAGGACCAGUUUAAAAAUUUUCCAGAUGUAUGGAUGCUUACAGUAUCAAAAGAAUGUCCCCACUCAAAUGAAUGGGAAAAUUCAUUAGAAGAGAGGCUAAGCAUGGCCUGCAAGUGCAAGGACUGUGGCCACGUUUGGGUAACAGAUACUGGUGUUGUUUGUUUUUUCUACUCAUUUGUGAACUCUGCAGGUUCUGGAAAUGAAGAAAAUGUAAUUGUUUGGGUAAAACCAGAGUUAUGUCCCAACAAGGCAAGUUGUGGUUCCCUCAAGAUACCAUUAAUAGACGUUUACCAAGACGAAGUGGAGGCCGUAGUCUCCUACCUGAGGAUGCAAAUUGGGUGGUUGUUUUACGGAUGUCAAUACACAGAGAACGACGAGAUUUCCAUCGAAAACCGAAGAAAACUUCGCGGGGAGAGAUCGAAGAAGGGAGGACAAAAUAAGGCUUUAGGAAAUAAAGAGUGUGGGAUACUUGAGGCCGCUGCAGUAGAAGAAAAUGUCGCUUCCUGGGAUCAAUCACCCCCCGUCAAACUAGAUGUUCAUGUGAAACCGCGAAAUCUUAAACCGAACAAGCUGCCAGCAAAACAACCUAUUGAAAUUAAACGUUCCACAAAAUUGAAAAACCGAUGGGAUAAAACUCCAGAGAAAAUCAAAGCCGAAUGGGAGCUAAGUUUUCAUAGCAAGUUCGAUCGCUUUACCAACAAGAAUCCCUCGGAUAAGUGGAUUAUGAGCCUGGAGAAGGUCACCAAGAAUCAUCCUCUUAGACGAGAAAAGAGAUGGGAACAUUUCCUCGGAGAAAAAGUGGAGGCGGGAUUUAUGUGCCCGAAAUGCCAAUACGUUUGGGAAUCGAAAAGGGGUUGGGUAAGCUUCUGGAUUUGGCAGAACCCACGUAAUAGCGAGGGAAUACGUAUCGGCGAGGUAGCUGUUCAUGUGCUGGGUCAAAAGUGUUUGAAUUGCCCCGGCACUCCAAAUGAUAAGGGGUACCAUACAGGAGACUUGCAGCCGGACGAGAUUGAUGUGGUUUUGGAUUUUUUGUAUAUGGAGAUUGACCACUUUUUUUACAAUAACUAUUCAUAUACUGGCCAAGACGAAGUAGCGAUAGAGGAGAGAAGGAUGAAAACUCCUGUGAAUUAUUUCGGUAGAGCGGAACAUAAAAAAGAGCUAUGUCAGCCUUGUCAACAAAAAGUUUGUAAGAAAAAAGUAUACGCUGCUUAUCCAGGUCCAGUUGUGUCCACACCAGGGCACGUGUUUUAAAUGUACGGUUGCGACCUCCAAUAACGGUACCUUUACCAAGAAUAAAAAUGUUAUUACUGUUGAAA
Molecule: messenger RNA, 1989 nt
Organism: Daphnia magna
Lineage: Eukaryota; Metazoa; Arthropoda; Branchiopoda; Diplostraca; Daphniidae
Exons: 8
Coding region: 428-1924 (498 amino acids)
Biological process (GO): protein targeting to membrane; protein insertion into membrane
Molecular function (GO): olfactory receptor binding
Source: RefSeq, a predicted model, not a curated record